Molecule: messenger RNA, 2182 nt
Organism: Populus euphratica (Euphrates poplar)
Lineage: Eukaryota; Viridiplantae; Streptophyta; Magnoliopsida; Malpighiales; Salicaceae
Product: ABC transporter G family member 5-like
Exons: 1
Coding region: 217-2169 (650 amino acids)
Biological process (GO): transmembrane transport
Cellular component (GO): membrane
Molecular function (GO): ABC-type transporter activity; ATP binding; ATP hydrolysis activity
Source: RefSeq, a predicted model, not a curated record
ACACGUGAGCUAUCCAAAUCUUCCAUAAGAAAAUAAAUAUCAAGAAAUACCAAGAACAAUUUCACGUGAAGGCUGAAGCGUUUAACAAUUUCUAGGUUGCAAUUGUCACUGCACUCAUCCAUUGUUCUACAGGAAAAAAGAAUAAAGAAAAAAAAGAAUAGCCGUACGUACUUAUUAGCUAGUGAUGGUUCGGUCUUGAGAAACCAAACCAGAAUAAUGGAGCAAAAGAGUGCAAUGAAGAAACAAGGCUGGGAGAUUGAAGCAAUAGGGAUCACCUACAAAAUCUCGACCAAAAAAAGAGAGCACCCUUUUAAAAUCUUCACCAAAAAGCAAGAAAUAAAUCAAGAACCGAAACAACAAGUGACAAAUCGUGAAGAAGCUAGCCUUGGAUCCAGGCAUGUCUUAAAAGAUGUUUAUUGCAAAGCAAAGCCAUGGGAAAUCCUUGCUAUUGUUGGUCCAAGUGGAGCAGGUAAAUCAUCCUUACUUGAAGUCCUAGCUGGGAAACUCACCCCACAAAGUGGUUCCAUUAUUGUCAACCAAAACCCUAUUAACAAAGCUCAGUUCAAGAAGUUUUCAGGCUAUGUCACCCAAAAAGACACCCUCUUUCCUCUCCUUACAGUUGAAGAAACACUCAUGUUUAGCGCCAAGCUACGUCUAAGGCUUCCUCAAGAUCAACUGAGCUCUGAGGUUAAGUUCUUAAUGCAUGAGUUAGGCUUGGAUCACGUAGCCAUGACUCGAGUUGGUGACGACCGGAUUCGUGGGAUAUCCGGCGGAGAAAGGCGUCGUGUGUCGAUAGGAGUUGAUGUCAUUCAUGAUCCUGAAGUGCUAAUUCUUGAUGAACCAACUUCAGGUCUUGAUAGCACUUCUGCUUUGCAGAUUAUUGAUAUGCUCAAGCUCAUGGCGGAGACAAGGGGCCGAACUAUAAUACUAAGCAUUCAUCAACCCGGAUUUCGGAUUGUGAAGUUGUUCAAUUCAGUACUUCUGAUGGCUAAUGGAUCGGUCUUGCAUCAUGGCACGGUGGAUCAGCUUGGUGUUAAUUUGAGGACAAUGGGAAUGCAGUUUCCUCUUCAUGCCAAUGUUGUUGAAUUUGCUUUAGAGUCAAUUGACACCGUUCAACAACAAAGGAAAGUUUUGCGGCAAGAAACUCAACCACAACUGCUAUCAUCAUCUACAACAAAAUCUCGGCAGAAGAAAGUAGAAGUUGGCGAGAGUAGAAGUGGCAAAUUCACUCUUCAACAACUCUUUCAGCAAUCUAAAGUGGUAGAUGAGGAAAGUAUCGAUUUUGGGUUUGAUUUUCCUCUUGGUUUUGCUAACUCAAGGUUGCAAGAAACUUUGAUCCUCACUCAUAGGUUCUCCAAGAACAUUUUCAGAACCAAGGAGCUUUUUGCAUGCCGAACGAUUCAAAUGUUGAUUUCUGGACUUGUUUUGGGUUCUAUCUUCUACAACCUUAAAGAUGAUUUGACUGGAGCAGAAGAAAGGGUAGGACUAUUUGCUUUUAUACUGACUUUCUUGUUAUCUUGCACAACAGAAGCUCUACCAAUCUUCUUGCAAGAAAGGGAGAUUCUUAUGAAGGAGACAUCUUGUGGGAGCUAUAGAGUCUCAUCAUAUGUCAUUGCCAAUGGACUAGUUUACUUGCCAUUUCUACUCAUCCUUGCCAUACUAUUCACAAUUCCACUAUAUUGGCUAGUGGGACUGAACCCAAAUUUCAUGGCAUUCAUGCAUUUCUUGUUGUUAAUCUGGUUGAUUCUCUACACAGCGAAUUCGGUUGUGGUAUGUUUCAGUGCUCUAGUCCCUAACUUCAUCGUUGGGAAUUCAGUGAUUUCAGGGGUGAUGGGAUCGUUCUUCUUGUUCUCUGGCUACUUCAUAUCGAAGCGUGGAAUGCCAAAUUAUUGGAUUUUUAUGCACUAUAUAUCGUUGUUUAAGUAUCCAUUUGAAGGGUUUUUGAUAAAUGAGUUCUCAAAUCCAGGGAAGUGCUUGCAGUACAUGUUCGGGAAAUGUAUGGUUAGUGCAGAAGAUUUGCUUAGAGAAGAAGGAUAUGGAGAGGAUGGUAAGUGGAGGAAUGUGGUUAUCAUGGUAUGUUUCAUCUUGGUUUACAGGUUUAUUUCUUAUGUUAUUCUUAGGUUAAGAUACUGUCCUGGCAUCAGCAGUUUCAAGGGUUCACUUGUUUGAUGAUUCUGCUGAA